Messenger RNA from Octodon degus (degu), 671 nucleotides. It is a transcript of the gene Banf1, whose product is annotated as barrier to autointegration factor 1. The transcript has 3 exons. Gene Ontology annotation, molecular function: DNA binding. The coding region runs from base 122 to 391 and encodes 89 amino acids. NCBI's taxonomy places the organism in Eukaryota, Metazoa, Chordata, Mammalia, Rodentia, Octodontidae. The record is from RefSeq and is a predicted model, not a curated record.
UCUUCAGGCGACCCGGAAGCGGAAGUUGAAGAAAGUUCUAGUGUUGAGACCUGUGCGAGAGCAGUCGAGUAGCGGGAGGAACCGUUAGCGGUGCUAAAGCUGCCGGUUAAGCCUGAUCAAGAUGACAACGUCCCAAAAGCACCGAGACUUCGUCGCAGAGCCCAUGGGGGAAAAGCCAGUGGGGUGCCUGGCUGGGAUUGGUGACGUCCUGGGCAAGAAAUUGGAGGAAAGAGGCUUUGACAAGGCCUAUGUGGUCCUUGGCCAAUUUCUGGUGCUAAAGAAAGAUGAAGACCUCUUCCGGGAAUGGCUGAAGGACACGUGUGGUGCCAACGCCAAGCAGUCCCGGGACUGCUUCGGGUGCCUCCGGGAGUGGUGUGAUGCCUUCUUGUGAUGCUGUCUGGGGAGCCCUCAAUCCCUAGCCCCAGGGUCCGAGUCUCUAGAGUUCACAGCUGAGUGGGGGCACCUCACUCUCUUCUACAAUGGAAAAGAUUGCUGUUGUCGUACUCACCUGUGAUGUAUUCAAGGGUCUUUUGGGAGUUCUCUCCCCCACAUCAUUUUAACUUUUUGGAAAUGUCACUCUUGCAUGCAUCUCCCUUUCUCAUCCUUCCCUUGCCAAUUCCUUGGCGAUAGUUACCAGCUGUCUUGAGUGGAUUCCCAGUCCUUCUCCCUCA